This is a messenger RNA of Linum trigynum, 3486 nucleotides long. Lineage: Eukaryota; Viridiplantae; Streptophyta; Magnoliopsida; Malpighiales; Linaceae. The record is from the annotation of a GenBank genome assembly.
AUGUUCGCUGGCUCCUCAAAGCUCGGCGGCGGCGGCCGCGGCGGCAGCUCCGGCAGGGGAGGAGGUCCCGGCGCCCAGCGCCACCCUUCCUCCUCUUUUUCGCACCCUCCUUCCGCACUCCACCGGCCGCCCACCGCUUCCCGCCUCUCUCUCGGCGGUAAUCCUCGCAACAACCGCUCCGGCGGUUCGAGCAAUAGUAAGAAUGCCACUUCUGGCCCUGGUGGCGUUGAAGAGAGUUUCUCUCUUGUCCCGGGGAAUUCGCCUCCGGCGUUUGCUAUGAUUAUCAAGUUGGCACCUGACUUGGUGGAUGAGAUCAGGACGUUGGAAGCUCAAGGUGACAGCGCCAGGAUUAAGUUCGAUUCCAUGGCGAAUAAUCCUAAUGGGAAUGUUAUCAAAGUGGGUAACAAGGAGUUUAGAUUUGUAUGGUCAAGGGAAUCUGGGGACCUUAUUGACAUAUAUGAACAACGUCAAAGUGGAGAAGAUGGAAAUGGUUUACUUGUUGAAUCAGGAUCUGUCUGGCGGAAGGUAAAUGUCCAACGUGUCUUGGACGAAUCGACGCAGAACAAUGUUAAAAUGCGGUCCGAGGAAGCUGAACGCAAGCAUAAAUCACGCAAGGCCAUUGUGCUAGAUCCCUCAAACCCAUCAUUGAAGAAUCCCAUAAAGCAAUUAGCAGCUGCUGAGGUUAAUCCGAGGAGAAUGGGUUUUAAGCAGAAGAAAGAGCCCCCUUUAAAAAAGCGGAAGGUGGAACCUGCACAAGUUGGGGGUCCAACUAAGUCAUUUAAGACUGGAGUUACUUCUGCUGCUAACCCAAGAGGUAGACUUUCAUCCUCACCUCUGCCAUCUACACCUGAGCGAUCCGGUGUUCCAGCAUCUCCAUUGGGAACUGGAAGUUCCAUCAAGGUUCAUACAAGCUCUGAAGAAAUUACUCCUAAUCAGUUUAAAGGUAAACAAAAUGCUGGCUCAGAGAAAGGAAUCUUAUCGGGGAGUGGCAAUGCCAUAAAGGAGGCAGCUCGAUCCAAAGGAAAUUUUGGGGCCAAGCCAGUGGACAUAGAAAAUAUGUUGACUUACUUCCUGACAGAGAACAAAACUAAUGGGAUGACCAUUAAAUCCUUGGAGAAAGCCAUCGGGGAUUCAGUUCCUGGAGCUGCUAAGAAGAUUGAGCCUAUCUUAAGAAAGAUAGCAAUUUGUCAAGCUCCAGGAAGGUAUUUCUUGAAAUCAAGCGUCGACAUGGAGAGUGUGAAGAAACCUUCAUUUGACAGUGGAAGCUCUCCAGAAGAGAAUGGGAGGCAGAUACUUGCUUCCAUGGACAACCACGAGAAGAGGCCUACUCCAGAGCAAGCUUUUCUUGAUAAUCCUGCCAUUCCUUAUCCCCAGUCUGACUCCAGAAUGGACGGAGAAGCAAAUGCAUCGGAGAAAAUCGACAUCCUAGGUCUAUCAUCAUCACCUGAUUUGUUUGCUGGUGACAGGAAGGAGUCGGACAACAACAGUGACGGGCGAACGGCCAGUUCUAGUGAGAGUUCUAGUGACAGCGACAGUAGUGAUAGCGACAGCGGAAGCAACAAGAGCAAAAGCAGUGAUAGUGAUAGUGAUGCUUCUUCGAGCGGCAAAGAGGCAUCUGAUGAAGAUGUGGAUAUUAUGUCGAGUGACGACAGAGAACUGCCCAGUGAUAAUAAGUUACAUAUGUCUUCAUCUCCUGAUCAGUGGAGGUCUAUGUUGCAUAAUGGCACGGAAGAGAAGCAAGAUGGCGAGGGAUCUGAUGCAGUCGAUAUAGACAUUGAGGGGGAUGGAUCUGAUGCUGUUGACAUCGAGAGAGAAUUGGUUGGUGAAGAAGAUAAGGAAAUUCCUUGCAAAGAAGGCGAAAUGCUGAGGGAAGAUGCGGCCUCAAUAUUAUCUGACCAUGGCAUUUUGCAAGAUCGUGAAGCGUUCAUUGGAAAUUUGUUCGAUGAUGGUAAUGGCUUCAGACAUGAACAGUCUGAUAGCUCCGAGAGGACAUCCAAGGGUAAAUUGAAGGAAGUACCAGAGAAGAAGCAACAGGUUGGGAAAUCUGAAUACACAAAAGGACAGAAGUCGGACAGUUUGACUCAAGCUGCUACCAAUUCUGGAAGUUGGGAUGCUGCCACGUUCUUCGAGAGUCCCCGUGAUAGGCGCUUAGAAGAUACAUAUAAGACCCCUGGCAAUGAAGGAGUGAAUGUGAUUGAGGAAGUUAGUACUGAUCUUGAUCCACUUCAAAGUCGCAGUGAGAUGACUCCCGGGAAAGCUGGUUUAGAGUUUCAGCCGUCUGAGAAAAUCAGACAGUUGACUGAGGGCUCAAAACACAAUCGUAAAUCUUCAAGAGAAAAAGUUUCGAAAAGUAGUCACCAUGAGCUUAGUAUUCCAAAACAGAAAAAGGCCCCAAAACGUCCGAAGGAUGUCAGCACUGGAGGAAGGCAGGCGGAAAUAUUGGGCAAUUCCAAAGAUGCUCCCAAAUUUUCAAGCAUCAACCUUGCUUCACCAAAAGAUGGCAACAGAAGUGAAACCAAGAAGCAUCCUGAUGCCGGUGGGAGGGCCCUCCAGAGAGAGCUUUCAGACUUGGAGUUGGGGGAACUUCGUGAACCAUUGCUCGAAGAAACACCACCAACUGAGAAGCCGUUCGACAGGAAAGGUUUCUUGAAAUUGACAGAUGCUAGGCCGAGUACUUCGGAUAGCCAUAAUAAUCAAGAUUUAAGCAAGGGAAGACCAGUUGGAAAGUCAACUCUGGACUCUGGACGGCCUUCAGAAGAUACAACGAAAAGUGUGCAGUUUGGCCAGUAUCGCCCUCCACAAAACCUUAUGAGAGCUGAUAACGCUGACGUUGGAAAUCAUUUCCAAAAAUCAAAUGAUGGUAAUAGGUCGCGGCUUAAUGAAGCAGGGGCAAAAGUGGGAAAUGGCAUAGAAGGGUAUGGAGAAAACCAGAAGAAAGUACAGGGUGCUGCAAACCAGCCGCAUGAUCUAAAACGUGGAAUAUCUAACAAUUCAAUAAAGCAAAGCAAAGCUCUAGCAUCUAAUAAUACCAUCGGUGAUAGGGCAGAGGUUCGGAGAGAUGACACUGUAGUAACCAAGGAAAACGACCGUGGACAAAUGAGGAGAGAGUCUUCUCCUGAGGAAGGUAACUCUUCUUUCUAUAAGUAUGAGAAGGACACCCCAGAGCUGAAGGGACCGGUUAGAGAAUUCACACAGUACAAGGAGUAUGUUGAGGAAUAUCGUGACAAGUAUGAGAGCUAUUGUGCAUUGAACAAACUCCUGGAGAGCUAUAGGAAUCAGUUCCAUAAAUUUGGUAAGGACCUUGAAUUUGCAAAAGGCCGGGAUAUGGAGAGAUACCACACAAUUUUGGCGCAGUUGAAGGAAUCUUAUCGUCAAUGUGGAGCAAGACACAAACGGUUGAAGAAGAUAUUUGUCGUGCUUCAUGAAGAACUAAAGAACCUUAAGCAGAGGAUUAAAGACUUCGCAAACACAUACGGGAAAGAUUGA